AUGAACUUACAGACGAACAACGACAUGAACAUACAGACGAACAACAUGAACAUACAGACGAACAACAUGAACAUACAGACCAACAACGACAUGAACAUACAGACGAACAACAACAUGAACAUACAGACCAACAACGACAUGAACAUACAGACGAACAACGACAUGAACAUACAGACGAACAACAACAUGAACUUACAGAUGAACAACAACAUGAACAUACAGACCAACAACGACAUGAACAUACAGACCAACAACGACAUGAACAUACAGACCAACAACAUCAGGAACUUACAGAUGAACAACAACGAACAACGACAUGAACAUAUAGACCAACAACGACAUGAACAUACAGACCAACAACAUCAGGAACUUACAGAUGAACAACAGCAUGAACAUAUAGACGAACAAUGUCAUAAACAUACAGACGAACAACGUCAUGAACUUACAGACGAACAACGUCAUGAACAUACAGACGAACAACGUCAUGAACAUACAGACGAACAACGUCAUGAACAUACAGACGAACAACGUCAUGAACAUACAGACCAACAACGACAUGAACAUACAGACCAACAACGUCAUGAACUUACAGACGAACAACGUCAUGAACAUACAGACGAACAACGUCAUGAACUUACAGACGAACAACGUCAUGAACAUACAGACGAACAACGAUAUGAACUUACAGACGAACAACGACAUGAACAUAUAGACGAACGUCAUGAACAUACAGACAAACAACGACAAGAACAUACUGAUGAACAUACAGACGAACAACAACAUGAACUAACAGACGAACAACAACAUGAACAUACAGACGAACAACGUCAUGAACAUACAGACGAACAACAACAUGAACAUACAGACGAACAACAUGAACAUACAGACGAACAACGUCAUGAACAUACAGACAAACAACGACAAGAACAUACAGACGAACAACAACAUGAACAUACAGACGAACGACAACAUGAACUAACAGACGAACAACAACAUGAACAUACAGACGAACAACGAUACGAGCAUACAGACGAACAACAACAUGAACAUACAGACGAACAACAACAUGAACUAACAGACGAACAACAACAUGAACAUACAGACCAACGACAUGAACAUAUAGACGAACAACGACAUGAACAUUCAGACGAACAACAUGAACUUACAGAUGAACAACAUGAACAUACAGACGAACAACGACAUGAACAUACAGACGACCAACAACAUGAACACAGAUGA
Pecten maximus is the source of this 1239-nucleotide messenger RNA. RefSeq names its product involucrin-like. The coding region runs from base 1 to 1239 and encodes 412 amino acids. The record is from RefSeq and is a predicted model, not a curated record. Lineage: Eukaryota; Metazoa; Mollusca; Bivalvia; Pectinida; Pectinidae. The transcript has 2 exons.